AUGAGACCUCGUGUAUGUCUCGCCCUCUGGGCAGUCCUGUCAAUGGGGGCAGAUGCGUGCAUCCACCACCUACAGGAUCGAAACCCGUCGCCGCCUUCCGUGACCCGCAGAAGCCGGCCUGGAGCCCGGACAAAGACUGCCAUUAGCAACGCCCGUGUGUUCAAUGGCAUAUUCAUUGAGCCCCCUAGGACGGUCAUCGGCCGCAUUCUGAUUCCCGGCCUCAUCGACUCGCACGUGCACGUGAACGACGUCGACGGCCUCGAGACCUUGACCUCGUUCGGGGUGACCACGGCCAUGCUCCGCGGCCAUGACGGCCUCUGCGAUGUCCGGUUGGCCGGCUUACCGGCGGUGGGGCCUGACACCCAGCACGCCAAGAUGUUCAACAUGUCGUCGGACCAGCUGCUGUAUCCCACGGCCGACCCUGACGCCGCCGUCUCGUACGCCUUCGGCAACAAGUCCGACUUUUACAAGAUCACGGCCGAGAAAAGCGGGCUGAGCCAGGACAUGCAGACAGCCCUCGUCAAAUCGGCCCACGGGCGGGGCAAGCUAGCCAUGACACACGCCGCCAACGCGCUAUCGUGGAAGCAGGCCGUGCUGUCAGGGACCGACGGAAUCCAACACACGGCCACGGAUGCGCCCAUCGACGCCGACGUGCUGACGCAAGCGGGGGCUGCCGGGCAGUUCAGCACCCCGACCAUGAACAUAGCGCGCUACACCUUCAGCAACCCCAUCCUCCUCGAGCAGAUGGGGCGGACCCCGGACAGCCCCGAUUCGUACGCACAGGUCAAGGCCAACGUGAAGGCGAUUCGCGCGGCCGGAAUUCCCAUCCUGGCCGGCACCGACGCCGUCGGCACCCUCCUCCCCGGCAACCUCGUCGAAGCCACCGGCAUGGAGCCCGCCGAGGCCCUCGCCGCGGCUACCUUGGUCGCCGCGCGCCACCACCGCCUCGGCGACCGCGGCGUUGUUGCGCCCGGUAUGCGCGCCGACCUCGUCCUCCUCAACAGCGACCCGCUCGCCAACAUCUCCAACGCGCUGGACAUUGCCCGAGUCUGGGUCGGCGGCGUCGAGUAUGCUCCCGUAGCCAACGGCAAGGAAGCCGUGGCUGCUAGCCCGAAUCCCUCGGGGACCGUGAGACAGAAAUAG
Messenger RNA from Lasiosphaeria miniovina, 1143 nucleotides. RefSeq lists its product as uncharacterized. The record is from RefSeq and is a predicted model, not a curated record. Gene Ontology annotation, molecular function: hydrolase activity, acting on carbon-nitrogen (but not peptide) bonds. Bases 1 to 1143 code for a protein of 380 amino acids. NCBI's taxonomy places the organism in Eukaryota, Fungi, Ascomycota, Sordariomycetes, Sordariales, Lasiosphaeriaceae. The transcript is spliced from 4 exons.